Uloborus diversus is the source of this 589-nucleotide messenger RNA. RefSeq lists its product as uncharacterized. The coding region runs from base 159 to 512 and encodes 117 amino acids. The record is from RefSeq and is a predicted model, not a curated record. The transcript has 6 exons. NCBI's taxonomy places the organism in Eukaryota, Metazoa, Arthropoda, Arachnida, Araneae, Uloboridae.
UGAGACGAACAACUCCAUUUCUGCUGACAGGUGUUUUAUUUUUUUGCUUUCUAAAUAGAGGUUUGUCGUCUGUUGACGAAGAUUAUGAAGAAUAUUCGGAAGAAGAUUCCGAGGAAGAUUUGAACGAUCAGGAAAUAUUAGACUGCUUAAGAAUAGGAAUGUGCGAUAGAGGAACCCCUUAUCCACAGAAGGUUCGAGGAUGCUUGAGAAUUGUACCGCACGAUGAUUUGUUGAAAUUUCGAAAUGCAAUUAGUGUGCAAGUAAGCAACCCGAAACUGCAGAGCGAAGACCCGGAUGAAGUCGCAGAUGGCGUCUGUGAGCUACCAGAAGAUGAACGGAUUGACACCAUCAAUGUUUUUGGAAGAACGCUUGUUGAGCAGUUUACAGCAGCCUGUUCUUCUGAAGACAAAUCUAUGUGCAAGUUAUUGCUGAAGGUUAUUGAAUGCUUUAUACCAAUAGCUGAAGCAGCCGCCAAAGAUGGCCUCUGUGGGAAAAAUGCUUCCAAGGAGUAAUGCAUUCUGUUCUUCAAGCCAAAAGAUUUCUAUACUUGAACGCCUGUGUACAAUAGCAGAUGCAUAAGUUGACGAAA